AUGAAUCUCCAACUUCGCCGAGCCACCGUAGAUGACAUCCCGCAACUUCAUCCGCUCAUCGAUGCAUCGGUCCGAGGUCUUCAAGUCGAACAUUACACGCCAGCCCAAAUAGCCGGUGCCCUUAAAUCAGUAUACGGAGUUGAUACCCAACUCAUCAAGGAUGGCAACUACUUUGUAGUGACUUCUGGAGAAUUAAUCGUUGGGAGUGGAGGAAUAUCUUAUAGGUCCACGUUAUAUGGAGGAGACCAGUUCGCCACUCGAAAUUCGCAGCUCUUGGAUCCUGAAGUAGAUGGCGCCAGAAUUCGCGCUUUUUUUGUUCAUCCUAGUUGGACCCGGAGAGGGAUCGCUGGUAUGAUUAUCCGCGCUUGUGAGAAUGCUGCGAUCGAAGCGGGGUUUAAGAGGGCUGAAAUUGGUUCAACUUUGAGUGGUGUUGCUUUCUAUGAGAAAAUGGGGUACGAGCCGCUGGGAAGAUCCGAUGCGCCGUUAGAUGAUGGAUUGGUAUUGGACAUCGUGAAGAUGGGAAAGAGCUUGGAGCCCGAGAGCCGAUACAUCAAGUCGGAGACAAAUCGCAAUGUUGCAAAGAGGAAUCUCGAUCCUUUGGUUGAUUUAGGCGAAGAUUAG
Molecule: messenger RNA, 621 nt
Organism: Sclerotinia borealis F-4128
Lineage: Eukaryota; Fungi; Ascomycota; Leotiomycetes; Helotiales; Sclerotiniaceae
Source: the annotation of a GenBank genome assembly